Messenger RNA from Pogona vitticeps (central bearded dragon), 1562 nucleotides. It is a transcript of the gene ARL16, whose product is annotated as ARF like GTPase 16. Gene Ontology annotation, molecular function: GTPase activity; GTP binding. Lineage: Eukaryota; Metazoa; Chordata; Lepidosauria; Squamata; Agamidae. The record is from RefSeq and is a predicted model, not a curated record.
GGGGGGGACGGAGGGCCGCGAAGCUCAGGGGCAGGGAGGUCCACGAAGGGAGUUGCCGCGGCUCAAAGAGGGGAAGAGGGUAGAACCGGUGUGGGCAACCUUGGGGACCGCCUGAUCUUUAGGAGUUCAAUUCCCAGAAGGCCCCCUCCAGCAGUGUCAAUGCUAAGGGAUGGUGGGAGUUGUAGUUUAAAAAAAAACGUUGAGGUCCAAAGGUUGCCCACCCUUAUUGGCAAUGCCGGCAGGAGAAGAGACCCCUCAGGACCCCUGAGGAGAAGGGUGCCUUCCCUUGCACAGCUGAGCUCCAAAGAUGGUGCCAAGGACCUUGGUGAACCACCGGCUACGCUCCCUACGGUAGGCACAAACCUUACUGACCUUCUGCUAGGAAAGAAGAUCACCAUUCGAGAACUGGGGGGAUGCAUGGGCCCCAUCUGGCCCAGUUACUAUAGUGACUGCUGUUGCAUCCUGUAUAUGAUUGAUGCUGCCAAGCCUACUCAGAUUUCCUCCUCCUGUGUCCAACUAUUGUCACUCCUUUCUGCUGAACAGUUGGCAUCAGUUCCUGUCCUCAUUAUUUUCAACAAGAUUGACCUCCCCUGCUACAUGUCCUUGGUGGAGAUGAAGUCAUUAUUCCGAAUGCAGGACAUCGUUGCCUUUGCCAAACAGCCCAUCACUGUGGUGGAGACCAGUGCACGUGUGGGCACUGGCUUAGCCAAUGUGUUGCAGUGGUUUCAUUCCACCUUGCGUGGUUAAGAUGGAACUUUUCUAGCCAUUGGAGACAGACAGCUCUUCAACUCAGGGAAUUUAAUGGGACAAGAAGCAGAAGACAGCUAGGCAAAGGUAACUGAACUUGUUAGCUGGAGAUGUGAAUGAAGAAGUGACAGCAGACAAAAUGUACACCCCCUGCGGGCAGAGGGAACAAGGUUGCGGCCACAAACCUGAUAUAGUUUUAACCUGAAAGUAUGUAUUUCCAUAUUUAAAUUAUUCAGUACAAUGUAUGUUUUGUUUGGCAUGUUGAGAAGCCUUUAUAAUGUAGCAGGAGAACACUUCUGUGGGAGGAAACACCAACACUAUCUGGUUACACAUUUUUUAGAGCAAUGCAAUUCAACUGCCCAUUAGGUUCAAUGCUGGUUUAACAUCUCUGCAGCUUAGAGCUUCUUUGCAUGACCCUUUUUGUGUGGAAUGCACAGUUGUUCCUUGGGAUCCAAAACCGUAGCAUUUUGUUAUGAGGACAAUGUAACUUCUCAACAUUCUAAGAGCAAUAUUGUAUAAAGAUACAGUUCUGUUACAUAUUUGUGGCUCUGUGUCAAGGGCAUAUUUUGUACAUAAAAUGAAACUCGUUUUCUGCCAAAUUCUUUUGUGAGUUACAUUAUUAGCUGCUGGCCCAUCAAACUGGCCACGUGGAAGUAGCAAAAUUGGACAGAGCAGGGGUGCAGUAAAUGAGUUCAACUGCAAAGGAUUCAGUGAGCCAGUAUUCUCAACAAGCCAAUUAGCCUGAGAAUGUUUGAAGGAGCAAAAUGAUAACUACACUCAUGUUUCUUUAUACAGUGGUGCCUCACAAGAUGAAU